AUGUCGUCUACUGUCUCUGUAUAUGAUUCUGUCACCAUUGAAAGAAUGGUGGAGGAUUAUAUGCGUGACAACAUCCAUGUAGGCACGCCAGACAGUCCCUCGGGGAAACAGUCUCACAACAUGAGUGAAGGAAAUUCUGUGCCUAUGUCUGAUGUUCCUACUCAUGCUGGAGACACCAACCAUUCUAAUUUACCGUAUUAUGAGAAAACAAAACACAAUGAAGAUUCUGAAAAAAGUGAAAAAAGGGAGACUACAAAGCAAAUGGUGGGAUUUCUGGAACUGUGGCGUUAUGCAGAUGCCUUGGAUAUCUUCCUCAUGAUAUUUGGUCUUAUUUGCGCUGCUGCCAGCGGUACCGGACAGUCAAUCCUCAUCAAUAUAUUUGGACACAUGGCAGGCAGCUUUGUAUCAAGAGGAAGUAACAUGGAGGAUGACUAG
Molecule: messenger RNA, 435 nt
Organism: Pseudophryne corroboree (corroboree frog)
Lineage: Eukaryota; Metazoa; Chordata; Amphibia; Anura; Myobatrachidae
Exons: 6
Coding region: 1-435 (144 amino acids)
Cellular component (GO): membrane
Molecular function (GO): ATP binding
Source: RefSeq, a predicted model, not a curated record